Molecule: messenger RNA, 3105 nt
Organism: Funneliformis geosporum
Lineage: Eukaryota; Fungi; Glomeromycota; Glomeromycetes; Glomerales; Glomeraceae
Source: the annotation of a GenBank genome assembly
AUGGAAAGAAAUGACCAGAAUGAAAGUUCUCCUAGUAAAAAUACAAUUGAGCUCGACGAUUUAGAAAACACUCCUAAAAAUCAAUCUGGACUUACUAAUUUAGAGGAAAAAAUUCAAGAUUUUAUAAAAAAUUUAACUCUACCGAAAAAUUUAUACAACUUAAAGCUAAUUUUUGAAGAUUCGCAAAAUGAAUUUUCACCUCAAAUCUUAAUAAAUUCAUUAAUGGCUUUAUCAAACACCACACAAUUCAAUUUUUAUUCAACAGAAAGUGUAGCCAGGUUAGAAUUACAUAUACGUACAUUGAUAAUCGCUUUAGAAAGGAUAUGUUUUUCACCAAUACGUCUAAGUAGAGAACUUCGUGAAAGUGUAUAUAAUUCAUUGGUAAAAUUUGCAGAAAUACAUCGAAAGACAACGCAAGUGGUAGAAGAUGGAUUUGAAAAUAAUUUUAAGCCUAAAUCAAAUCAAUUUUCUCAACAAAAAUAUUUGGAACAAAAUGAAAGCACAGUUAGAAAAAGAAAUUAUAAUAUUGAUUUUUUGUUAAUUCAUUUACGUGAUACAUUACAUAGUUUACGUGAUGAUGAAACUUGGUUCCAAGAAUUAAUACGAAGAGUAAAAGGCAUACUUAAAGCUGCUAUAGGUGUAGCUCCAGGAAUUCUCUCAAAGGUUGCAUCCGGAGUUCCUUGUCCUAAUGAUACUAGUUCGAUAUCAUCAAUGAUUACUCAAUUACGCGAAGGCUUAUGCUUCAAAUAUCCAAUUGCACGUUAUUAUUUUGAUUGGAGGACUUUGUUGAUAAUUCAACAUAAUAUUGAUAAGAUAAUUAGUAAAAAAUUUGGAGAAAAGGUUAUAAUGGAAUAUCUUUGGAGUUAUUUAGAGGAAGAACAGAAUGGUGUUGAUAAAACUAUUUUUUACUCUCAAAUAAAAUUUGAUGAAUUAUCAAAUAAAAUCUUUAAGGCAUUUACAAUUAAAUCAUUUCAUGAGGCACCUAGUAGUUUCAUUCAAUUUAAAGCAAUUGAGAUUUUGAUUCAUUUAUACAAUAUUAAUAAGGAAAUAUUUUCAAUUAUAAAAAUUGAUUUUGAUCAAUAUUCUCAAAAUCUAAAUGAAAAUUCUUUAACUUAUACUUUAGAACGAUUUCAAAGCUUAUUAAAUUUUGCUAAAGACAAAUUCAUUGAAGAUCUUAAAAUAAUAAAUUAUGAUAUUGGGAAAGGAAAUGGAAAGUUAAAUAGUUCAGAUAAAAAUGUAAGAAAAGAGCAAAUAUCAGACUCUUGUAAAGUUUUAGAUGUUAUUGCAGAUGAGAUGACUUGUCCAAUUGGAUACGAACCAACAAAUCAAAUAUGUGUUUUAAAAUGUCAACAUAUAUUGUCAUUGUGUAAUUUCAAAAAGUUGAAGCAAAGUAAAUGUCCUAAAUGUCGAGAAAUUAUUAAUGAUAACGAUGUAAGAUAUUUAUCACUAAAUGCUAUUUAUAGGAACUUAUAUCCACAUUUUCAUGAAGCUGGAUAUAGUUUGACAUCAAUUGGAACAGAAAAUUUAGAGACUCAUGAUAAUGAUUCUAGUGAUUCUGAUGAUGUUAUAUUAGCUAAAAAAGCGAAUAUUAACAAAUUAUUUAAAUUUAAUUCAAACAAAUCAUUGCGAUCAGUAUUUCAAAUUAGACUAUCAAAAAAACAACAUCCAGCAUAUCAAAAUAUAAUAAAAGAGCUAACCGAAAAAAAUUAUGAAAAAGCUGAAUAUUGGUGUAAAGAAUUUUUAAAAGAUUUUCCAAAAAGUUAUUCUAUAAGAUGCAUUUUGGCAUAUAUUUAUAGAAUUCUCAAUAAUUAUGAACAAGCAUAUUCUUAUAUAAAUGAAGCUAUUAAUUUAAAAGAAAGAAAUUCUAUUGCUUUGUGCAUUCGUGGAGAAAUACAUUACAGACAAAAAAAUUAUUAUGAUGUAAUAAAUGACUUAAAUUCUUUAAUUAAAAUUGAUAAAACAAAAAUAAAGAAUUUAAAUAUUAUACUCGGUAACAGUCGCAUUUUCCAAGAAGGAAAAGAAGGAAAAUAUCAUGUAAAAGAUUAUUUAUCUAAUUAUGAUUAUGCUUUGAAAAGUUUUACAAUUGCAUUACAGCAUGAUCCACAUAAUUAUAUAUGCCUUAAGCAUUGUGCAUUUAUCUAUGAAGAGAAAAAAGACUUUUUGAAUGCUUUAGAAAUGUUGAGUAGAUUAUUGGAAAUUAACUAUAAGGAUUCUAUAAUUUUAUGCUAUUAUGGUGAAAUUCUUGUAAAAUUAGGCAGAUAUGAUCACGCUAUAGUAUAUUUUACAGACGCAAUUAAAAUCGACCCCGAAAAUGGUUAUAUUUUAUAUAAGAAGAGCUUCAUGAAUCUUUUUAUUGAAAAGGAUGAUGAAGCUUUAUCACAACUACAUAUGGCUUUGCAAUUCGAUCCAUCAGAUUAUUACAGAGGGUUAAAUUUGGAUAAAAUGAAUAUUGAUUACAUUCGAAUACUCACAAACGAUUAUAUCAUCCGAAUGAUUAAUGAUAAUCUCGAUAUAUCAUUAUUAUAUUUCAAUGAGUUAUGGGAAAUGUCUAAAGAAAAUAUCUUUAUAAUCUAUGUACUUCGACAUUAUGACAAGUUUUGGAUAUUUUUAUAUAAUCAUGAUGUAGCUAAAACUAAUACCACCAUUUUCACUAUUUUCGAGUAUAGCGCGUUCAAAGAUUUCCUAUUAUUUAAACAAAAAGGAUUUGUUUUUUAUCAAACUUUAAACGUUCAAGAAAUUCAGACAACAGUUACAGGAAAUGAGGCAAAUGGAAAAUAUUUCGAUAAUAUGCAUACUCUAGAAUACGAAAAUUUGAAGAAACUUGUUGGAUUAGGUUGGAUUGAAUAUACGCUUCCAUUUGUAAUAGAAAAUGACACUUCUAUAGAUUAUUUUGAACCAUCAAUUGAAAUUAAUAAUUCUUCUAAUGAUAUUUUAGUAGAUUAUUUCCGAUUUACCAAAUUUAAAAGAGAAACUAUUCGUUUAUCACAUAUGGUCGACUCCUUGCCAAAAUAUGAUUCAGAACUAUCCAUCCCCAAAGUAUUUAAUGAUAAAUACUUUUCAGAAGAAGUGGAAAAUUUGAUUGAAUUAAAAGACCUUAUAACUUAA